Lasiodiplodia theobromae is the source of this 2010-nucleotide messenger RNA. RefSeq names its product MFS transporter. NCBI's taxonomy places the organism in Eukaryota, Fungi, Ascomycota, Dothideomycetes, Botryosphaeriales, Botryosphaeriaceae. Gene Ontology annotation, molecular function: acetyl-CoA transmembrane transporter activity. Bases 1 to 2010 code for a protein of 669 amino acids. The transcript has 3 exons. The record is from RefSeq and is a predicted model, not a curated record. Gene Ontology annotation, cellular component: membrane.
AUGCCUACCACACCAGGCGACUCUCGUCCUCCUCCAUCCGUUCCCUUGGUUCCUUCCAUCUCUGACACGGCAAACGUCCCGCCCACCUACCGACAGCACGUAAAGCACCGCCGCGGAGCAUCGCAGCAAAGCCUCGAGCUCCAAGACCUUCCUUCGAAUUCUUCUUCAGCCGCCGCCUCAUACGUCCCGCGCAUCCGUUCCCACCACGCCCUUGAAACCAAUACUCUCCUUGCAUCCGACGAAUCCGACCUUGAUUCGCCCACCGAAGCGCUCAUGUCAAAGAGGAAGGGCAGGUCGCCGAAUCCUCGAGCUGCUGCCGCGCGCGGCGACUCCAUAGACUCGAACCGCAGUAACGGCCACGCCACUGGCGCUAUGGAUAGCAUGCUUGGGCAGCGCCGGAAGCAUCUGGGCCCAGACAGCCCUUCCACCGCUUCGCAGGCGUCGCACUUGAUGAGCCGGGACAGCUUCACCUUGGACGAUGAUCCCAUGCAGGCAAUGACCCACGAUGAGGACGGUUCGUCGAAGGGAUUCAGCGAACUCCCCAAAAAGGACCAAAGAAACUUUCUCCUCUUGGUUCUGCUCUACUUCCUUCAGGGUGUGCCAAUGGGUCUCGCCGGUGGCUCUGUGCCCUUUUUGCUGAAAGCCCACCUUUCAUACAGUCAGAUUGGUGUCUUCUCGCUCGCUUCAUACCCUUACUCGCUCAAACUUCUCUGGAGCCCCAUCGUGGACGCGAUCUGGACCCCCAAAGUCGGCAGGAGGAAGAGCUGGAUCCUGCCGAUUCAGACAUUGUCCGGCUUUGGGAUGCUCUGGCUUGGCGCUCGCGCCGAGCAAAUGAUGACUGAUGCCGGCGCAGAUGGAGGCGCGGGAAUCUGGGGAUUCACCUGGUGGUGGUUCUUCCUGGUCUUCAUGUGCGCCACCCAAGAUAUCGCUGUCGACGGCUGGGCUCUCACACUCCUUUCUCCCGAAAACCUUGCGUACGCCUCGACUGCCCAAACUGUUGGCCUGACUGCCGGUCAGUUCUUGUCUUACACGGUUUUCCUUGCCUUCAACUCGCCCGAUUUUGCAAACAAGUGGUUCCGCGCAACACCCAAGCCUGAGGGUGUCAUGACCCUUGGAGGCUACUUGACUUUCUGGGGCUGGGCGUAUCUGGCCGUAACCUUGGCCCUUGCGUUGAUGAAGCGCGAGGAGAGGACCAAGAACAACGACGGAAUAGCCGAGGUCUACAAGGUCAUGGGCGGUAUUCUGAAGCUCAAGAACAUCCAGACCUUCAUUAUUAUUCACUUGAUUGCCAAGAUUGGCUUCCAGGCAAAUGACGCCGUCACCAACCUCAAGCUCCUGGACAAGGGUUUUAGCCAAGAGGACAUGGCCCUUACCGUCUUGAUCGACUUUCCUUUCGAACUCUCCCUAGGCUAUUACGCAGGAAAAUGGUCCCAGGAGUACCCGCCGAUGCAACUCUGGUGCUGGGCCUUUGUCGGCCGUCUGGCGGCAGCGGCGUUUGCGCAGUUUGUCGUCAUGAUUUUCCCCGAAGGCGGCGUGACAACAUGGUACUUGCUUACUGUGAUUGUUGAGCAUGUGUUCUCGACCUUCAUGAGUACAGUAAUGUUUGUCGCGAUAUCGGCUUUCCACGCCAAGAUUGCGGAUCCGGUCAUCGGUGGCACCUACAUGACCCUUCUUGCCACUGUUUCAAAUCUAGGCGGCACAUUCCCGCGCUUUUUCAUCCUCAAGUUCGUCGACUUCUUCACAGUCGCAACGUGUGUUCCGCCGGAGCAUCCACCCGCAGAACUCAAGGGCGACCUUGUCACCUCGGCGUUCUCUUGCGCGCUGGAAGCCGACAAGCACCGUUGCGUGGACGGCGGUGGCGCAUGCAACAUAGAGCACGAUGGUUACUACAUCGUCAACGUGCUCUGUAUCAUCGUUGGCCUCGUGACGUUCUGGGGUUUCAUCAAGCCAGCGGCACUCAAGCUGCAGGCUCUGCCACUCAGGGCAUGGAGGCUGGCGGGUGCUAGCUAG